Molecule: messenger RNA, 1425 nt
Organism: Pyrenophora tritici-repentis Pt-1C-BFP
Lineage: Eukaryota; Fungi; Ascomycota; Dothideomycetes; Pleosporales; Pleosporaceae
Product: cutinase palindrome-binding protein
Biological process (GO): regulation of DNA-templated transcription
Molecular function (GO): sequence-specific DNA binding; zinc ion binding; protein binding
Source: RefSeq, a predicted model, not a curated record
AUGGCGCAAUACCAGAAUGGCGGUGCUGAGAUGGGAGGGCUUAACCCUAUGGCGGGCCUCCCCAUGAAUCCGGAGCCCUCGAGCAUGCACGGUAUGCCCAUGGACGAUGUGAUGCAGCAAAUGGACCUGGAUCUGUCGUCGCUCGACGGAGCCGAGGGCACAAACGGCGGCUUCUCUUUCGCGGAUCCACAGAUGCAGAACGUACCACCCAACAGCACCACGGGCAGCGAGAUGCAACUGACGGGUGCAGGCGCAGGGCCGCUGCCCACGGGCUUUGGCGCUCCCAAUAUGAACCCUUCUGGCAGCACCCUGACCGAGUUUACCAAGCGGCGGAACUGGUCGCAGCGCGUGCUGGAAGAGCUGCGCGACCUCCUGCACAUCCUGACGCCUGACGGGAGGGUGCUCUACGUAUCGCCUUCGUGCAAGGUGCUGACGGGAUGGGAGCCGUCAAACGUCAUGGGCCGCUUCAUUAAUGAGUUCAUCCACCCCGACGAUAUUGGCAUCUUUGUCAAGGAAUUUAACGAGUCGAUUGCGUCGGGCAACCCGCUGCGCUUCUUCUACCGCUUCCGCAAGACGGACGACUCGUGGAUCAUCUUCGAGUCGCAUGGCCACCCCCAUCUCAGCAGCGAUACCAACUCGUUCGCCCCUCCCAACUCGAUCAACUGUCGCGGCUUCUUCAUGAUGGCCCGCCCCUACCCGACCAAGAACGCCGCCCUCCUCGACUCCUUCCUCGAACACAAGAUUGAGAACGAGCGGCUGAUGAAGCGCAUAGCCGAGCUUAAGCGCGAGGAGCAGGAUGAACAGGACGACUGGAACAAGAAGACGGAGGAAGUGGGCACAUCUAUGACUCCCUCAGAGUCACAUGUAACGCAGAACAUGAGCCAGGCGGAUGCCGUUUCCUAUGCGCAGAUGCCCCCACCUGCGAAGCCCGUCAUAUCCAAUACCGCCCUCACACGCCAAAAUCUCGACGAAGCCCUCGCCGCAAGCAAGCCCGACAGUAUCAAUGACAAAAUGGCUCGAUACGAGGGCGCUAACCAUCUCGAGACAAUUGAAAUGUUGACAGGUCUCCGCUAUCGAGACGGUGAGCGAUCACAAGGUAUCAGUACAGGUGAUGCGAGUCCCAAUCUCAUACGCGGCGACGCAGGCAUUCAGAUAUCCAUGGACCGCGACGGCAGGAAUUCCUCCGACAAGAAGAAGAAGCUCAAAAUCGCCGAUGAAUACGUAUGUACCGACUGCGGUACCUUGGAUUCGCCAGAAUGGCGUAAAGGCCCGAAUGGGCCCAAGACGCUAUGUAAUGCAUGCGGAUUGCGCUGGGCGAAGAAGGAAAAGAAGAAGCAGCAAGGCCCAUCCCCCAGUAUGCUCAGCGGAAGCAGUAUGAUGCACACGCCACCAAUGCCCAUGCAAAACAGCACCGGCAGCAGCUGA